CCACUGGUCAAGUCAAUUCAUCAUGACAAGUAGUCAAUGACGCAAUACAAUCGCCAUUUUAGCCGAAUUCGCUCUUAUCCGCUCCUCUCUCUCUCUCUCUCUCUCUCUCUCUAAUUUGAUAGUGAUAUUAGAGUCCGAUUCCUUUGUCUCGCCUGAAAAAAUGGAGGACGCCGGAGCUGCUCUAGAUUCCCGCACCUUGUCCAACAAAAUCGUCGCAAUUUCCGCCGGAGAAGCUCACACUCUCGCUCUCACCGGGGAAGGAGAUGUGUAUGCUUGGGGGAGAGGGACGCUGGGCCGGCUGGGAACUGGUUCGGAGGAAGAUUCGCUGUUUCCGGUCCGGAUCCACGUUAGGGAUAGAAACCGGCGGGUCAAAUUUGUUGAAGUCGCUGCUGGCGCUUAUCACAGUCUCGCACUUGCAGAUGAUGGAUCAGUUUGGGCCUGGGGUCACAAUACUUAUGGCCAACUUGGUCUCAAUGGAGAGCAUGCUUUAGUUCCCCGCUUAAUAUAUCAAUUCUUUGAGUUGGGCUCUCCUGGCGCUUUUACAGAUGAAUCAGAAACAUCCAGUAGAACACCGUUAAAGGUUUCUUCUAUCAAAGCUGGAGGAAUGAUGUCGCUGGCCAUUGAUAAUGUUGGAGCCCUCUGGAUCUGGGGUAACUGCCCUCAGCAAAGUAGCUCCAGUGAGGGGGGCUUCUCUCUUGUAAGCAGUUUCAUACCAAUACCUGUUUGGAAUUUCCAUGGACACACUGUUGUCAAGGUUGCUUGUGGAAACGAGCAUGUUGUGGCCUUAGUUAGUGCUGGAGAAACAUACAAAGGCAGUGAUCUUAUAUGCUAUUCUUGGGGUAACAAUAACCAUGGCCAAUUAGGCCUCGGAGAUACAGAUAGCAGGUUGCAGCCUGAAAUCAUUGAGAAAUUUAGCCAGGGUUCCCCUUGGGAAGUUUAUGCAGUAGCAUGCGGGGCCUUCCACACAGCUUUACUUGCUCUUGAUAACAGAUCAAGUGACACAACAACAAGUGUGUGCUGGACAUUUGGACUUGGGGAUAAUGGGCAGCUUGGUCUUGGAACCACCAGAAAUGCUUUGUUGCCCAAGCCAGUAGAAGGAUUGCUGCAAAAUGUGUUUCUAAUUUCUGUUGACUGUGGCUUAUUUCACACUAGCGUUGUUUCAUCAGCUGGAGACGUGUGGUCAUGGGGUAUGGAGAAGGGCCUUGGCUUAUGCCCUGAUGCUAGAUUUACCGGAACUGAUGCAGGGGAUGCCCUUUCUCCCCUACUUAUUCGAUGUAAUGGGCCAUAUGGACCUAAAUUUCCGGGGACAGUUCAGGUUGCAUGUGGGGCUGCCCACACCGUUCUUGUUGCUAAUGAUGGAUAUAAGCUUUGGUCGUGGGGUAGGGGAAGGAGUGGUGUACUUGGGAAUGGUAGGACUACAGAUUGUUAUGCUCCAUCUAUUGCGUUGUGGCCACCACUAAUAGAGGAUUUCGAGGAAGGGGGGCUUGACCAUGUUGAUGGAGUUAAGAAUAACCAAGGUAAAGGCCCCGCAAGAAUCAAAGAGAUGGAGAAAAGAUUGUCCAUGGCGACGGAGGAGACGAGGCUCCUUCGCUCAAAACUCUCCAUGAUGGAAAAGUAUGCUAGCCUUCUCCAUGGUUCAAUUUUUGGAAAGCCUUUUGAAGAGCAGGACAUGCCUACGUUCUUAUUGCAAAACUCGGGUACCUUUGACAUAGCAAAGGAAUGGGAGAGCAUGUUGGAGUCCUCUGAUCGUGAUAGGCUCACUCGCCUGGAGUUGUUUUACCGAAACCUUUUGACAGGCGUAAAAGAUAAGUUAUUGAAGAAGAGGAUUCAAGAGAUGGUUAAAGAGUGUCUUGAUACUUGAACUGAAGAAAACUACUAAACAAAAUAUAUAGUGGUCCUGGACCCAUUGCAUUAUAAAUAAAAUAAAUUUGACUCUACCAAUAUAUAUAUAUAUUUUUUUCUGUAAGUUUUGUCUUUACUAACAUUUUCUAUGAAUUGAUUUAGGGGUGAGAUUUGUUUU
Messenger RNA from Diospyros lotus (date-plum), 2020 nucleotides. Its product is annotated as ultraviolet-B receptor UVR8. The coding region runs from base 161 to 1861 and encodes 566 amino acids. Lineage: Eukaryota; Viridiplantae; Streptophyta; Magnoliopsida; Ericales; Ebenaceae. The transcript is spliced from 5 exons. The record is from RefSeq and is a predicted model, not a curated record.